Messenger RNA from Leguminivora glycinivorella, 673 nucleotides. RefSeq names its product homologous-pairing protein 2 homolog. The record is from RefSeq and is a predicted model, not a curated record. Gene Ontology annotation, biological process: meiotic joint molecule formation; meiotic strand invasion involved in reciprocal meiotic recombination; homologous chromosome pairing at meiosis. NCBI's taxonomy places the organism in Eukaryota, Metazoa, Arthropoda, Insecta, Lepidoptera, Tortricidae. The transcript is spliced from 3 exons. The coding region runs from base 40 to 651 and encodes 203 amino acids. Gene Ontology annotation, cellular component: DNA recombinase auxiliary factor complex; condensed nuclear chromosome. Gene Ontology annotation, molecular function: recombinase activator activity; double-stranded DNA binding.
UCUGGUUUCUUACAAUACUUUGUAAAAUAUUACACAAUAAUGGCCAACGAGGCGGUGCUAAAAUAUUUAGUGGACACAAAUCGCCCAUAUUCGUGUGCAGACGUAACAGUUAACCUCCGCGGUGCUUUUACGAAAUCCGCUGUUCAGAAGGCAUUAGACUAUUUGAGUGAAAAUGCUAAAAUUCGUUGCAAAUUGUAUGGAAAGCAGAAAGUCUACGCAGCUAUACAGCCGGAAAAUGUUGUAGAAGAAGGUGAUACUGAAGAUUAUGAUGCUCAAUGCAAGUCAAUAACUGAAGAACUAUUAGAAAAAAGCAACACUUUAAAAACAACAGAAAUAAACUUGAAGACAAUCUUAUCUGCGCCCACAACUGACAGUGCCAAAUCCCAAAUAGAGGAACUGAAGAGGAGAAUAGAGGGUUUUGAGAAUAAGUUGAAGGUUUUGAGCACAUCCACUAAUAUUAUAAGUGCCGAGGAAAAGACGGCUAUAAUGAGCCAGCAUGAAAAAUUCUUGAAAGAGUACAGGAAACGUAAACGAAUAUCAUCAGAUAUCAUAGAGGCGGUACUUGAAGGUUAUCCCAAGUCUAAGAAGAGUUUUCUAGAAGAACUUUGUAUUGAAACGGAUGAGAUGGUUAAUUUUAAAUUGAUGAAUUAAUUGAACUUAGUGUUUAUUUUGA